Molecule: messenger RNA, 4593 nt
Organism: Plasmodium gaboni
Lineage: Eukaryota; Apicomplexa; Aconoidasida; Haemosporida; Plasmodiidae
Product: putative DNA repair endonuclease
Exons: 1
Coding region: 1-4593 (1530 amino acids)
Biological process (GO): nucleotide-excision repair
Cellular component (GO): nucleus
Molecular function (GO): single-stranded DNA binding; DNA endonuclease activity
Source: RefSeq, a predicted model, not a curated record
AUGGGUGUUAAAGGUCUUUGGUCGAUUGUAUCACCUGUAGGUGUUCGUGUUAAUCCUGAGAUUUUUACAGGGAAAAGAAUAGCUAUUGAUGUUAGUAUAUGGUUAUAUGAAUUGACGUAUGCUAAUAACGUGAAAGAUCUACGAAAUAAAUCUUUUGAUAACAUGAGUAUAUUUAAUGAUUUAUGGAUAGAUUUUUCUGAAAAUAUAUCUAGUGAACUAAAAACAGAUAAUAUUAAAAAAGCACAUCUUUAUUUUUUUUUUUUAAGAAUAUGUAAAUUAUUGUAUUAUAAUAUAAGACCGAUAUUUAUAUUUGAUGGCAAUCCCCCAGAAUUAAAAAGGAAAACUAUAUUUCAAAGACAGAUUAAGAAAAAAAAUUAUGAAGAAAAAUUUAAAAAAACUGCUGAAAAGCUUGUUUAUAAUUAUUAUCAAAGGACAUUAUUGAAUUCUUUGAAAAGUAAAAAUAAAAAGAAUGAUAAUUUAAAUAAUUUAGAAGAUAAUAUAAAUACACCCAAAAAAAAAACAGAUACACCAAAUAAGACCAACGAUGAUAUGUCAAAAAGUAGUUUAUUAAAAAUAUAUGACGAGAUUAAAGAGAAAGAUAAAUCCUUAAACAGUUUAGUUGAGAAUGUGGGGAAUGUACCUGUAAGUGUUAAGGAUGUUCUAACUAUAUGUAAUGAUGAUUUAAAUAAAAUAAAAAAUAAAAUAUUUAUGAUAACCGAUUUCGGUCCUGUUCUUUUUUUGGGUGAAGAAGAUGGUCAUAUUGAUACUGUAGAGAAUAUGAAUAAAUUAGAUAAUAAAAAUGAGGAAGAAAAUAAUUUAAGUUAUUCUAUAAAUCAUAGUAACAUACAAGAUGUUAAUAACAAUAAUGAUGAAAAUAAAGAUAAUGAAAAUUAUAAUAAAUUACAGAGAGAUCAUAAAAAUUAUGUAAAUAGAAAUAAGAAAAAUACUAAUAUAUAUUUUGAUGAUAAUGAAAUGGAAGAUAAAAGAAAUAAAAAUAGUCUAUAUAAUAAUGAUGAUAUUGAUGAACAAAUAAUAAGAAAAAAACAUAUGGCUAGAAAAAAAUAUUAUGAAAGCAUUCCAAAACCAUUUAAAGGGUUUUUAUGUAUGAGAAGACCUGUAGAUAUUAUUGAUAUAAGUAAUUAUAAUACAGAGAUGUUGGAAUUUUCAGAAACAUUAAAAGUAAAUGAAAAUAAAUUUAAGCAACACCUUAAUGUGUUAGAUGAAAAAAAUAGGUCACCUAUAGUAAAUAUAAAUUUAUUAAAAGAUAAUAAUAAUAAUAUAAAUAAAGAUGUAAUUGAAGGAGAACCAAAAAAUGGGUAUAUUAAUUUGAUAGAUGUGGAUUUAUGUAAUAGUAGUAGUAGUAUUAGUAGACUUGAAAAUGAUGAGAAUAUUGAAAGAGGGGUAAAAAAUAUGUUAAUAACAAAUGAAGAUAAUUCUAAAAAUAAUCAUAAUAAUAUCAAUAUCAAUAUGAAUGAUAAUAAUAAAUAUGUUGGAGAAUGUAGUCCAGAAAAAAAAAAUGAUAAUGGAAUAAACAAUAAAAAUAUUAAUAUAUUAGAAUUGCCAAAUAAUUUAGAUACAUCUAAUUUAUUUUUAGAAGGAAAAGAUGAAUAUAAAGUUUAUUAUGUAAACAAAGAAGAAAUACGGAUUCCAUUAUUCAAAGAAAUUAAUAAAGAUAUUUUUGAAAAGCUACCUUUAAAAUUACAGUAUCAAAUAUUACAAGAUAUUAAAGAAGAAUGGUAUACUGAUAAUAGAAUCAAAGCAAUAAAAUCAAAAGACGAUAUGGAUGUUUUUUCACAAGUACAACUAGAAACAUAUGUAAGAAUGAUUAAAACCGAUUUUGAAAUAGAAAAGUUAAAAAUAAAAAUGGCAGAAAAUAUUCAAAGUGUAGAAGGAGAAUUAUUAAUAAAUAAAGAUUUAUCAAAAAAUACAGAUAAUAUUAGUAUAAAAGAUUAUAAUGUUAUUCAAAAAAAAAAAUCCAAAAAAAAAAAAAAAAAAUUUCUAAAUGAUAUAUUAAAUACAUAUAAUUUUAAUACUCAAAAUAAAUAUCAAGAUCUAUAUGUUAAAGGAGAACCAUCACAACAAGAUAUUAAAAAAAAUAUUUAUUCUGGUAGACACGAAAUUUAUAGAAACGAACAUAUUAUAAGAGAUACAUAUGAUAAGUCUGAUAUAUUUAGAAAUAUUAAAAAAGAUAGUAAUAAAAAAAAUGAAAUUUAUAAAUUACAGUUGGAUCAAGAAGAAACUGAUGAAAAAAAAAAAUAUAAUAAUAAAAAUAAUAAUAAUAAUAAUAAUAAUAAUAAUAAUGAAAGUAACAAAAAUGUCUUUUUAAAAAUAGAGAAUGAAUUUAAAAAAGACCUUUUAUUAGAUGAUCGCCAAAUUUUUGGUGAUAGCCUUUUGGAUGAUAUAAAAGAUUAUAAAAACAAUUCUCUUAAUUUGGAUAAUAAUAAUGAAACAAAAAUUUUAUUGGAAGAUAGAAAAGAAAUUAUAAUUAAGAAUGAUCCUAUUAUAAAUGAAUAUGAAGAAAAAAAUAAGAUAAUAUACAUAUCAGAUGAGCAAAAAUAUAAUAAAGGAGAUAUUAUAUUUAAAGACAAAAAUGAGAAAAACAAUGAUACUUCAAGUGAUGAUUUUGAAAAUUGUAGUGUGCAGGAAAAAAUAUAUGUAAAUGAAGAUAUAGAAGAAUAUAAUAAUAAAAAUGAAGAUAAAUUAUUAUCAUCAUCUUCAUCAUCGAUUAUAUUAGAAGACGUCAAAUAUAAAAAAGAAAAAAAAGAUGAGUUUGUUAGCCCUAAUUUGUAUGUUCUACUUGAUGAAUUUGAGCAUUCUAAUGACGUUGAGAAUAAUUAUAUUUCAGUUUCUUCUGAUGAUAUAAAACCACAGAUGGACAAAAAAAAAAUUAGAAGAGUAAAUGAAACUACAGUAGAUAAAAUAAAUGUGGAGGAUGUUAAAAAAGGAGAUGAUAAUAGGAUAAUAGAAAUAUCUUUUGAGGAUAGCCAUAUAUCAGAAGGGUCAAAAUAUAAUAAUAAUAUUAAUAAUAAUAUUAAUAAUAAUGGUGAUGAUAAUAUUUAUGAUAAUGUUGAUAAUAAUAUUUAUGAUAAUGUUGAUAAUAAUAUUUAUGAUAAUGUUGAUAAUAAUAUUUAUGAUAAUGAUGACGAAUUGGAGAAAAAAUUUCCAAAGGAUAAUAUUUCAGAUGUUGUCCAUAAAAACCAUAUUAAUAAUACAUAUAUUAUUGAACAAGGGGAUGUUGAAAAAGAAAAUGAAUUUGUAGAUAAUCAUAAAGAUAUAUUACCCCUUGUUGAUAAUAAAAUACUAUCGAUCGAACCACAAAAGAGUAAUGAAUUAAUAUGUAUCGAAAAUAAAAACUCAAAGAAAAAAUUUAUGAGCAAAGAAGAUAUAAGUAAUGUACUAAUACAUAAAGGUGAUGAUAUCAACAAUUUAAGUAAAGAAAAUUAUUUUGAAAUAUUAUUAGAUAAGAAACAAGAUAUGGAUAAUUUCCAUAUGAAUGUAGAAGAAAGUCAUGAUAAAUUAAAAGAAGAUAAAUUAGAUGAAGGAGCUUAUUUUGAAUAUCUAGAAGAUAAUAAAAUUCUUGAUUCUUAUAUAAAAGAAACAAAUAAAGAAAAUGAAGAAUUAAUAAAAGAAUAUAAAAAAUUAAAAAAAAAUAAUAUUGAAAUAAAUGAUGAAAUGAAUGAUGAUAUAAAAUUAUUAUUGAAUUUUUUUGGUAUUCCAUAUAUACAAUCACCAUGUGAAGCAGAAGCUCAAUGUUCAUAUUUAAAUAAUAAAAAUUAUUGUGAUGCUAUUAUAAGUGAUGAUUCUGAUGUUUUAGUUUUUAGUGGAAAAACAGUUAUAAAGAAUUUUUUUAAUAAAAAAAAAACAGUGGAAGUUUAUGAAAAAAAAGCUAUUGAAGAAAAGCUAGGGUUAUAUCAAGAAGAAUUAAUUAAUAUUUCUUUAUUAUGUGGAUGUGAUUAUACAAUAGGUGUGCAUGGUAUAGGUAUUGUUAAUGCUUUAGAAAUAAUUAAAGCCUUUCCAAAUUUUGAGGAUUUAAAAAUAUUAAAAGAUAUUGUAUCUAACCCUUUUAAAAAAAUAAAUAAAGAUAAAUAUAAUGAAGAAAUACAACAAUUCUUAAAUACUCAUAAAAAUUAUAAACUUAAUUGGAUAUUCCCAAAUAAUUUUCCUGAUAGAGAAGUUUAUAAAUGUUUUAAAUAUCCUAAGGUUUGUACAGAUAUUAAAAAAUUCGAAUGGCAUAUACCUGAUAUUAACAGUAUAAUCAAAUUUUUAAAUAAAACUACAAAUAUAUCAGAAGAAAAAGUUUUUAAUGUCUUAAAUCCAAUUUUACAAAAAUAUAAUGUUAAGGCUAGAACAUAUCAAUCAAAAAUUGAAGACUUCUUUCCACUUUUGGAGAAAAAAAGAAAAACUGUAGAUGAUUUAAUUGAUAAAAUUAGAGCAAAUAAUAAACAAAAGAGACAAAAAAAUAAAACUCUUCAUUUGGAUAAUAAAAUAUCAUCACUUAUUGAUAUAAACCCAGCAGGAGUUAUCAAAUCUAAGAGAAUGACAUCGGCUUUGGAUCAUAUAAAAAGGAGAAAAUCAAGCAACAAAAAAAAGUGA